Encephalitozoon hellem ATCC 50504 is the source of this 807-nucleotide messenger RNA. RefSeq names its product 40S ribosomal protein S4. The transcript has a single exon. Bases 1 to 807 code for a protein of 268 amino acids. The record is from RefSeq and is a predicted model, not a curated record. Gene Ontology annotation, biological process: translation. Lineage: Eukaryota; Fungi; Microsporidia; Unikaryonidae. Gene Ontology annotation, molecular function: structural constituent of ribosome; RNA binding. Gene Ontology annotation, cellular component: cytosolic small ribosomal subunit; ribosome.
AUGUCGACUGGACACCGCGAUCAUCUGAAGCGAAAGACUGCACCAAAGUCAUGGAUGCUGGACAAGCAGGGAGGGACGUUUGCGCUGAUGCCUGCCAGUGGGCCGCACAGGAAGACGGAAUGCAUCCCCCUUGGAUAUCUGAUUUCAAGAUUCCUUAAGUAUGCAAGUAACUCCAAGGAGCUUGCAAUUAUCCUGAAGGGAAAGAAUAUCAAGGUGAACGGAAAGGCUAGAACAAACUCACACUUCCCUGUUGGGCUGUUUGACGUGAUAUCUAUUGAGAAGACUGGGGAGCACUUCAGGGUCCUAUACAACGUGCAGAAGAAGUUCCAUCUCCACAGGAUAAACUCUGAGGAGGCGAAGUACCGCCUGGCAAAGGUUACAAAGAAGUACAAAUACCAGGGGAUCCCUUAUGUUGUUUCCAGCUGCGGGCUGAGCAUUCGCUUCUGUGAUCCAGCCAUCGAGCAGGAAUACACGAUAAAGAUCUCGAAUGAGACAUCCAAAGUGAUUGAGUAUAUUGCGCCUGGUGUCGACAAGAUUGUGUUUGUGUCAAGGGGAAAGGCUAGAGGACGCAUUGGAAUUAUAAAUACAAUUGAAGUUCAAGGAAAGGACACGGUUUAUGUUAUGACUGACUUUGCAGGGAACACGUUUUCCUGUACAAGCAAGAGCUGCAUAAUAAUUGGAGAGUCUUCCGAGAAUAUCUUGAUAACUCUUCCAAGCGAAAAGGGGAUAAGGCUUUCUGAGCUCGAGAAGAUCAAUGCUCAGCUAGGAGAAAUGAUUGAUACAUCAGCAAACGAAGUUACCGAAUAA